Molecule: messenger RNA, 1097 nt
Organism: Triplophysa dalaica
Lineage: Eukaryota; Metazoa; Chordata; Actinopteri; Cypriniformes; Nemacheilidae
Exons: 6
Coding region: 201-899 (232 amino acids)
Source: RefSeq, a predicted model, not a curated record
CCGAAAGUGAAAUAAUGAAAGCAUUUGUCAAAAUGAAAGUGAAAGUUUACUUGAACUUACGACACAAGACUCACAGUUCCUUAACUCACAGCCGCAGAUAACACGCGAGAAAUCAAUCUAGCUCGGCUAUCUUGACUCAAUUCUCCAACUGCACUGUGAAAAAGUAAGGCACAAGAAGUGAAGAAGGUUCCUGAGAAGUUAUGGUCCAGACAAUGAAUUCCGUUGAAGAGGAUUUCAAGCAAAAAUUUAGAGGAAAACGAGGCCUGAAACAGAAAAACACUCAUAAAUGUGAUGCUGUACUUGAUUUCGUCUCCAUUGUCUCUCGUGCUGGAACAGACAUUAGUGCUGCACUAGAUCGACUGAACAGUAGUGGAGUUCACAAACCAGUCGUCUUGGUGGUGCUCCAUCCCACGUUUGACUAUGAGAAAGUUGUACCAGACAGCAAUUAUGCUGUAAACAGGGAUAACACAUUUGCAGUGGACUGUCUGUUCAAUGAAGAUGAUGGAUUACUGAAAUGUCCGAAGAAUGAAGAGGCAUAUGAAGAAAUUGCAAAAUACCUCAAAUUUAAUAAUCUAACCUCAUAUGCAUAUUAUAAAGAUCUUCCCAGUCCAUAUCCAUCCUCGGAUAGUGAUGAAACAGAUAGAGGUAGAAAACUUGUGUGCUUAAGACAAACAGUGCUUAUGAGCUUGCUGAGAAACACAAAAAUGCUUAAAAGAAAAGUCAUUUAUAACAGCUGUCUUUUAUAUCUUUCUGCAAAUAUAGAAACAAGCCCCUUAAUCCAUUCUACAGAAGACUCUCUGUACCGCAAGAUCCUGACACACAAAUAUUGGGUUCUCAUUAUUGUGAUGUUGGUUUUGAUAGUGUUGUUCGUAAUGUUAGCGGAUUUUAACAUUAUUUAAAUGUUUCAUUCUUAUUAUUUAAAAAAAACCCACUAAGCUACACUGGUCAUAUAAGCAGCUUACAAUAACAAUCAUAUAAUGACAAUGAACAGAAAAUCAAUAAACCAACAUGUGUAGCUGCAGACAAAAUUAAAUAUUUAAAUGUGUAUGUGACUAGAUAUGUGAUGAUAUUAAGAAAUAUAAAAUACUUAGAUUCUC